AUGGCGCGCGGCAGUAGGAAGCUGCUGGAAGUCGAGAAGGCAAUGGAGCGGGGGCAUCAUUUUGACCCUGCAUCCUGUGCUACUCGAGACAAGGCAUCGUGUGUUACUUGGAAUCAGGCAACCUGUGCUACUGCACACGAAUGGCUCGACCUACCAUCAGAAGUUGAACACCAUGGUGCGCAGCGGGAAACUGCUAGAAAGAAGGCAAUGGAGCAGUCAGGCAAAGGAAGUCAACGGACUGAUCAAGCAAGAAGGUAUCCUACAUGCUCUGUACGGAGUAUUUCUGCCCUACGUCAAAGAAGGCGAACUGUGCUGCUCGUAAUCAGACAUCGUGUCCUCCAUCAGAGAAGGCAUGGUCCGACCUGCCAAAGACAGCCAUGGGGCGCGGGGGGAAGCUGCUGGAAGCUGAGAAGCAACGGAGCGGGCAUCGGAUUGACCCUGAACGGAGAACCUCUGUGCUACAUCAAAAGAAGGCAUCGUGUGCUACUCGAAAGAAGGCAUCCUGUGUUACUUAAAAGCAAGCAGACUGUGCUACUUCAAACUAGGCACAUUGUGCCGCUACGUACGGAGUACGAAUGCUGGAAGCAAGCAACCACUCCAGACUUACUCCGUAGAAGUUGGAAAGGCAACUAUGGCGCGCGGCGGACAGCCGCCGAUAUUUGUAUUAAGGACGAGAAGGCAGGAAUGUCGUCAGGCAAAAAGAAGGCAACAGAGAAAGGCCGUCAGGCAAAAGAAGGCAAACGAGCGAGAAGGCAAGAACGCAGACAGCAAACUGUGCUACAUGAAAGAAGGCAACGGGUGACCUCUGCCACGUCAAUGAAGGCAACCUGUGCCACGUCAAAGAAGGCAGACUGUGCCACACCAAAGAAGGCGACCGAUGCGACGGCAUGCGGAUGCCUAUCGCCCACUCGAUACUCAGAAGUCGAAAAGGCAGCAAAGGUGAUUAGGCAAAGAAAGGCGUACGUACAACCUUACCACUUGAGUACUCUACAGAUGUCGGAAAGUCGACCAAGCUUUCCUCUGCCUUCGUGCCUCCGUCCUACAUCAAAUAAGGCAACAAGUGCUACGGAGUACUUGGAAGAAGGCAACCAGUGCCGCGGCAGGCGGAUGUGUAGACCGCCAACCACCCGAGGCUCAGAGGUCGAGAAAACGACCAUGGCACGCGGCGGGAAGCUGCUGAUAUUUGUACAAGCGACAGGAAGGCAGCGGGAUGAUCAGGCAAAAGAAGGCAACGAGAUCUGGCAACGGGGUGAUCGAGCAAAAGAAGGCAACGAGAUCUGGCAACGGGGUGAUCGAGCAAAAGAAGGCAACGAGAUCAGGCAACGGAACGAUCGAGCAAAAGAAGGCAACGAGAUCAGGCAACGGGAGCAGGCAAGAGAGCGAUCAGGCAGUGGGAUUGUCGAGCAAAAGAAGGCAGCCUGUGUCACUUCAGAGAAGGCAACGGGACGAUCAGACGAAAGAAGGCGACGAAAUCAGGCAAGGGAGUGA
Molecule: messenger RNA, 1488 nt
Organism: Aaosphaeria arxii CBS 175.79
Lineage: Eukaryota; Fungi; Ascomycota; Dothideomycetes; Pleosporales
Exons: 4
Coding region: 1-1488 (495 amino acids)
Source: RefSeq, a predicted model, not a curated record